UGAUCCGGGUAAAGGUGGUAAAAUGCCCGUCCCAAUCCCUCUCCUCCGGUUCUCCAUCUCAAGAGGCACAAACAAGAGCAAGCUCAGUGCCCAACAGCCCCUCGCCGGACUCUCUCCCACAGAGAGGAACUCGGCCCCAAGCCCCGGAGACCCGCGCAGGCCGCCUCCGGAGGAGCCCCCGCAGACGCCAUACUAAAAGCCAAAAUGGCUGCCCCAAGGAAGCCCGCACCGCGCAGCUAGUGAGGGCUGGGUAACAAGCGUCUGCGGUAAGGGGGGAGGGGGGCUAGAGGAAGAGCCGUCGCCAGGACCAUCGCCCCCCGAGCCGCACAGCCAGGAGCUGUAACAUGUUGCUGUACUUUACUGUGAAAUUCAGUAAAGCAAAAAGUGCUCCUGGGCAAAGGGCAGCCAAGCAGUCCACCUGAAAGGCUCUGUGUUUACCCUGACACCUGAUCGGAACAAGAAUGAUACUAAAUUCAGAUGCGUGUCUGAAAACUUGCCUUGGACAGCAUUUGCUGGGUUCUGGUUACAGCUACCCCUCGCCAUAACUUUUGAACUAUAUUUGGAAAAAUACUGGCCAGAAAAAAAAAUGAUAAAAUUUUUCCUCAUGGUGAAUAAACAAGGGCAGACCCGACUUUCUAAGUACUAUGAACAUGUGGAGAUUAAUAAGCGUACGCUUCUGGAAACAGAAGUCAUAAAGAGCUGUCUCUCUCGAUCCAGUGAACAAUGCUCUUUCAUUGAAUAUAAGGAUUUUAAGCUGAUAUAUCGGCAGUAUGCAGCUCUCUUCAUUGUGGUAGGAGUUAAUGACACUGAGAAUGAGAUGGCAAUUUAUGAAUUCAUCCAUAACUUCGUGGAAGUUUUAGACGACUACUUCAGCCGAGAUCUCUUCCCUUCACCCUUCAGUAAAGAUAAGGUCAAAUUUACAUUGCCCCACAUAAUGAAGAUGCUGAGAAGCUGUUCUCCACAGGAACUGAAAACAAAAGGAGGAAUAAUGGGUCUAAAACAAGGUGCUGGUACUUGCACUGGAAGAUGACCCUACUUCUGUUUGAGGGACGUUUUCAGCAGAUGAAAGAACAACAAUUGGUUCAUGGACAUCAGCUCCUGAAACUAUACUGUGUUCCAUUACAAUUUCUGAUCUCCGUUCCGUUUUGGUCGAACCCAAGCUGAUGUCGCUGCUACUGGCCACGCUACACACAGAACUGCUGCUUCCUUUUCUACUUGAGGAGCCUGCAGCAGCAGAUGUCUUGUCUGGACAGUUGUUUUUCACCAAGCUGCUCCAUGAUUGCGUUGUGCCUGAAACAGUGGAUGAAACAGGUUUGGGUGAUGCCACUGUAUCAGGGUCGUACCCUGGUGCAAGCUUGAGGUCAAAUUUUCCUUCUGCGCCCAUACGGUAAGAGUUUGAGCCACCAGCAUCCCAGGUGACAUCAAUCCAGCCUGGAAAGGGACAGGAGUUUGUAAGACCCAGCAGAAAGCAGAUAGGAGCGUGUCAGACAGUAGCUCCACAAUAUGGGAUCAGCUUUUCAUCAGUGCUGCACUUCUCUGAAUUUCUAGUCAUCUAAGGUCUGCUAACUAAAACUAAAUCCUCCCUUCUACUUCUCUUAUUUCUGAACUGUUUUUUCUGGUGAUACUUAAUGUAAGGGUCAUGUUUACAUCUAUUGGGGUAUCUUUUAAGG
Molecule: messenger RNA, 1670 nt
Organism: Balaenoptera ricei (Rice's whale)
Lineage: Eukaryota; Metazoa; Chordata; Mammalia; Artiodactyla; Balaenopteridae
Gene: AP4S1
Product: adaptor related protein complex 4 subunit sigma 1
Exons: 7
Coding region: 587-1030 (147 amino acids)
Biological process (GO): vesicle-mediated transport; protein transport
Cellular component (GO): intracellular membrane-bounded organelle
Source: RefSeq, a predicted model, not a curated record